Molecule: messenger RNA, 1553 nt
Organism: Aspergillus wentii DTO 134E9
Lineage: Eukaryota; Fungi; Ascomycota; Eurotiomycetes; Eurotiales; Aspergillaceae
Product: S-adenosylmethionine synthetase
Exons: 4
Coding region: 26-1192 (388 amino acids)
Biological process (GO): S-adenosylmethionine biosynthetic process
Cellular component (GO): cytosol
Molecular function (GO): ATP binding; methionine adenosyltransferase activity
Source: RefSeq, a predicted model, not a curated record
CCCACCUACUCCUCCACUCUUCACAAUGGGCAGCCUCUCUCCCAAGGCCGGUACUUUCCUUUUCACCUCCGAGUCGGUUGGUGAGGGACACCCCGAUAAGAUUGCUGACCAGGUCUCCGAUGCCAUCCUCGAUGCCUGCCUUGCUGAGGACCCUCUCUCUAAGGUCGCUUGUGAGACCGCUACCAAGACUGGUAUGAUCAUGGUCUUCGGUGAGAUCACCACCCAGGCCAAGCUCGACUACCAGAAGGUCAUCCGUGGUGCCAUCAAGGACAUUGGCUACGAUGCCUCUGAGAAGGGCUUCGACUACAAGACCUGCAACGUCUUGGUUGCCAUUGAGCAGCAGUCCCCUGACAUUGCUCAGGGUCUCCACUACGAGGAGGCUCUUGAGAAGCUCGGUGCCGGUGACCAGGGUAUCAUGUUCGGAUAUGCCACCGACGAGACCCCCGAGCUCCUCCCCUUGACCAUUCUGCUUUCCCACAAGCUGAACAACGCCAUGAAGGAGGCCCGUAACAACGGCUCCAUCGCCUGGUUGCGCCCUGACACCAAGACUCAGGUCACCAUUGAGUACGCCCACGACAACGGUGCCGUCAAGCCCGUCCGUGUGGACACCGUUGUCAUCUCUGCCCAGCACAGUGACGACGUCAGCACUGAGGAGCUCCGUGCCGUCCUCAAGGAGAAGAUCAUCAAGCAGGUCAUCCCUGCUGAGCUCUUGGACGACCGCACCGUCUACCACAUCCAGCCCUCCGGCCGCUUCGUCAUUGGUGGUCCUCAGGGUGACGCCGGUCUUACCGGCCGUAAGAUCAUCGUCGACACCUACGGUGGCUGGGGUGCCCACGGUGGUGGUGCCUUCUCUGGCAAGGACUACUCCAAGGUCGACCGUUCCGCCGCCUACGUGGCCCGCUGGAUCGCCAAGUCCCUGGUCAACGCCAAGCUCGCUCGCCGUGCUCUUGUCCAGCUCUCCUACGCCAUUGGUGUCGCUGAGCCCCUCUCCAUCUUCGUUGAGACCUACGGUACCUCCGACAAGUCCUCCGAGGAGUUGGUCGAGAUCAUCAAGAACAACUUCGACCUCCGUCCCGGUGUCAUUGUCAAGGAGCUCGACUUGGCCAAGCCUAUCUACGCUGCUACCGCCAAGAACGGUCACUUCACCAACCAGAGCUUCUCCUGGGAGAAGCCCAAGACCCUCAAGUACUAAACGUAUCACACUGCCUAAGUGUGGUCGUCUAGGACUUGAUCUUUGUUUCUUUUCACGAACGUGAUGAAUUGGCUUUGUUUUCAACAACUCAAAGCAUGAAAGCAUAGACAUAUAAAAAGCUUUCUUUUUUGGUUUCUUUUUACUGUUUAAAAUUUACUGCAUGUCGCCUGCAAGAAGGGUUUGGCGAAUGAAUUCAACAUGAUACCACUUUCAUCGGAUGGGAAGGGAAUGUUUUUGGCGUUUUUAGGGAGCGAAAGUCUUCAACACAUUUGCCUCCUGCAGGCUUUACAAGCUGUUUGCACUUCGGAUGAUACUCGCCCACUUGUGGGCGAUGUUUCUGGGGAGGGGCACCUGCCAUUGA